GUACGUAUUCUUGCCUGUUUCACAGUGGUGUAACUUGCUAGCGUAUAUAAAACCGAAACAUCUGAGCUUUUUAGAUUUUUUUUUUGUAUAUUACCUUUAGCGAUUUUGAACUCACUGUCUGCAUAUUUACUAGUUACUCCAUUUCAUGUAAUAUUUACAUUGUUAGUUAGUACUGGUUAAGAUAGCCUUGAACUAGGCUAUUCGCUAAUGCUAACCAGCUAACGUUAGCUACAUCCCCGAACAUGACGAGCUACUCGCCCCCUGCUAGUGAAGAGGUCUGCUGGAUGGAGAAAGAAGCUCUGGGUCUGAACAUUGUCGUGAAAGAAGAAGAGAAGAAUAUUACAGCGAAAGGAGAGGAAGGGGCAAUUACUAUCACAGUGAAAGAAGAGGAAAAAGUAGCUUUCGGGAUAAAAGAGGAGGAGGAUGUUACAGGGAAAGAAGAUGAUGCCGUUUUUGGAGUGAAAGAGGAGGAGGAGGAGAUGACCGUCACAGUGAUAGGAGUGGAAGAAGCUUUCAGGGUGAAAGAGGAGGAUGUUUCAGUGAAAGAAGAUAAUGCCGUUUUUGGAGUGAAAAAGGAGGAGGAGGAGGAGAUGACCGUCACAGUGAUAGGAGUGGAAGAAGCUUUCAGGGUGAAAGAGGAGGAUGUUUCAGUGAAAGAAGAAAAGGACGUUUUUGGAAUGAAAGGGGAGAUUGAGGAAUUAAAGGAAGAGGGGAAGACUGUCACAGCUAAAGAGGAGGAUGAAUUAAAAGAGGAGACAACAUUUCUGAUUAACACCAGACAGAGACCAGACUCUUGCUCUGACAGCGGGAAUAAUCCUUCAGGGGAACCAGACCAAGAGAAGCCCAAACCAGCAAGACCACAUCACUGCUCCCACUGCGGAAAGGGUUUUAGGUGGUUAGGAAAGCUGAAAGACCAUGAAAGAAUCCACACUGGAGAGAAGCCUUACCAUUGCUCUCAGUGUGAAAAAAGUUUUAUCCGGUUAUGGGACCGGAAUAUGCAUGAGAGGACACACACAGGAGAGAAGCCUUACCAAUGCUCAAAGUGUGUAAAAUGUUUUGCUCAGUUGAGGGGCCUGAAAAUGCAUGAACGGAUACAUACAGGGGAGAAGCCUUAUCACUGCUCCCAGUGCGAAAAUAGAUUUUUUUCAUCAGCGGGCCUGAAAAAACAUGAGUGGACACACACAGGAACAAAACCUUACCUCUGCUCCCAGUGUGGAAAAGAUUUUAUCCAUGCAGGUCAACUGAAAGAUCAUGAGAAAAUACACACAGGAGAAAAGCCAUACCACUGCUCUCAAUGUGGAAAGAGAUUCAUCAAUGUAUGGAACCUGAAAAAGCAUGUAAUAAUACAUACAGGAGAGAAGCCCUACCACUGCUCCCAGUGUGAAAAGAGUUAUACCCAAUCAGGGGACCUUAAAUCACAUGAGAGGACACACACAGGAGAAAGGCCUUACCACUGUUCCCAGUGUGGUAAGAGCUUUACCCGGUUAAGGCAACUCAAAGAACACAAGAAUAAACACACAGGGGAGAAGCCACACCAGUGCUUUCAAUGUGGAAAGACUUUUACCCGAUUAGGGCAACUGAAAGAACAUAAAAUGAUACAUACAGGAGACAAGCCUUUCCAAUGCUCCCAGUGUGGAAGGAGUUUCAUCCAGUUAAAGACCCUGAAAAAUCAUGAGCGAACACACACAGGAGAGAAGCCUUACCACUGCUCCCAGUGUGGAAAGAGUUUUACUAAGUUAGGGAACCUGAAAGUACAUAAGAGAAUACACACAGGAGAGAAGCCAUUCCAAUGCUCCCAGUGUGGAAAGAGUUUCACCCAGUUAGGGGACCUGAAAAGGCAUAAAAUAAUACACACAAGAUAAUCCUUACCUCUUCUCCCAGUGUUGAAAUUGAUAUUUCACAUCACACAGACUUAAAGUCAAUCAAUGAACAAAUGCAGUGCUCCCAUUGUCUUCUUUCUUUUUUCUGAGAAUGUAUUUUUUUUUAUGCCACAUGAAAUCGAAUUGAAUACACUGAUUUAUACAAAACAUUAAGAACACCUGCUCAUUCAAUGACAAAGACUGACCAGGUGAAAGCUAUGAGGAGACAUGUUAAAUAAGGAUUUUUAAGCCUUGAGACAAUUGAGACAUGAGCUGUGUUCGAAUACCCAUACUAAACAUACUGUAUAGUACAUACUUAAUGAGUGUAUAUACUACAUACUAUAUACUAUUCAUUUUAGUAUACUGUAAACGAAUGGUAUCCUUUCAGUUGAGUGUACUAGCACUACGCCUGUCUACCAGAAGUUGACACUGUUGCUAUGCAACCUCUUGCCUGCUUGUUAGCAAUACAAAUUACUAGCUAGACACUUUGGUGUGUUCGCAAAUUCAAUCUGGAGUGCCAGAGUGCGCUUUGGGCGUUCGUAAAUUCAGAGCGUUGCAAGAUUGUCCGUUUUAUAAAUUCAGAGUGUUUCCCUCUUGGAGCGUUCAGAGCGCUCAGGCUGAGGAGUAGGGGUUGAUCCCAGUGUUCUGACCGUCACAACAGUGGUCAAGCACACAAGCUAACUGGCUAGCUACUUCCAGACAUAAAUGAGAGAACAUCUCACUCUGACCAUUUUACUCGCCCUAGCAGAGCUGGUUAGGCUGUUUUCAUGUUAUCCAGAGCGUAGGUGACUAAAUGUGCUGCUGGCAACAAUUUAAUUACGGUUUUUUUCCCAGACGUUUACUGACACCAGCCAUUUCAACGGUUGUUGAGCGUUUGUAAAUUCAUCAGUUAUUCUGCACUCUGGCACACUCAGACGAGAGUGCUCUGAAAUCGGAGUCGAUAGCCAGAGUGAAUUUAUGUCCAUUGAGUCUGAGAACGCACAACGACUAUACCACUUAGCUAAGAAUGACGUGAAUAAUCAAGUCAAUAAACGGCAUCUAGUUAGUUAGCAUAUAGUUAAUAUACUGGCAAGUUCGAUGUAUUAGUAGCCAAGUAACGUUAGAGCUAGUUAACAUACCGCUACCUACUGCUGUAAUGAUAUUAAAGGUUGACCGAAUCCAAUUUUUCAACACCGAUACGGAUUAUUGGAGGACCAAAAAAGGCCUAUACCGAUUAAUCGGCCGUUUUUUAUUUUUUAUUUUAUG
Molecule: messenger RNA, 3104 nt
Organism: Salmo salar (Atlantic salmon)
Lineage: Eukaryota; Metazoa; Chordata; Actinopteri; Salmoniformes; Salmonidae
Biological process (GO): regulation of transcription by RNA polymerase II
Molecular function (GO): DNA-binding transcription factor activity, RNA polymerase II-specific; RNA polymerase II cis-regulatory region sequence-specific DNA binding
Source: RefSeq, a predicted model, not a curated record